Messenger RNA from Salvelinus sp. IW2-2015, 4582 nucleotides. Its product is annotated as calcium-activated potassium channel subunit alpha-1a. Gene Ontology annotation, molecular function: large conductance calcium-activated potassium channel activity. NCBI's taxonomy places the organism in Eukaryota, Metazoa, Chordata, Actinopteri, Salmoniformes, Salmonidae. Gene Ontology annotation, cellular component: postsynaptic membrane. The record is from RefSeq and is a predicted model, not a curated record. Gene Ontology annotation, biological process: potassium ion transmembrane transport.
UGUAAAUCGCCCUCCCAGUUCCUUAUCAUCUUCCAAAUAGAUCUGACAGUCAGCCGCUAUCAUCUGGUCACCACUGAAGCAAGAAGAUGACUAGAAAACCUAUGGAAAGCGUUAUUGAACAGCUUUAAUGAACGGAAAUAAAUAAGUCAUCUGCGGUCAUAAAGAGAGAAAGUAGUAUUCAACACCUAGCGAGAGCGCUAAAUGGACCAGAAAMAACGGACUCAGAAAGCGGCGGUUGGUUCUCAACAAGGUGGAGUUUUGUGAGUGAGGGCGAGGUUUACCAUCGAUUGCCUUUACGCGAUUUGGUUACCUGAUGGAGAAACCAGAACGACAGGUGACUCGAAGAUAAUUGCUGCCUUUCCUGGAAAUAUUGAACUAUUACAUCAAAUGAAACAAACAAAGAAGAACAGCAACGGGAUUUUKAAUAUAUAAUUAUGUGAACGAGUUUUGAAGAAAUAUCUGAUUUCGCAUACAAUUCGCAUAUAACUUAUUGUACGAUCUGUGAAUGACUUAAUGAAUGACUUAAUGGGACGAUCAUAUCCUGUCCUUUGAAGUGCAGUUUCUGCGUCACAGGUCGCUGAGAACACAACAUUUACAUUGAAGGACUGAUGUAAACGAACAGGGUAGAGUACAGGAAGGAAGGGUGGUAGUUAGUUGAAGCAAUAUGACUGAAUUGUGGGGUAUGGGGCACUGMCUGGAACUACCCAAAUCGUCUGGAUACUAGUUAUAGAACAUGGAAACCUAUCCCUGGGCAUCGGUAGCCUCAGAAUAAUGCCUAAAGGUAAACAUAGUUACUACCCGGACUCUCCCUCUAUCCGCAUAUCCAAGAUGGAUGUGAUCAUCCCGUUCUCCCCAGAUGUGCCCUGUGAUAGCAAUGGGCAGCGCAUGUGGUGGGCUUUCCUUGCCUCCUCCAUGGUCACGUUCUUUGGGGGUCUCUUCAUCAUUCUGCUCUGGAGAACUCUCAAGUACCUGUGGACCGUCUGCUGCCACUGUAACACCAAAAAGAAGAAUGCUCAGCGGGUCCACAACCCUACCUCCCAUGGGGAUGGGAUCAAGCACACCAAGGAGACGGUGGCUGCACUCAGCGAGGUGGGCUGGAUGACCUCCGUCAAAGACUGGGCUGGGGUCAUGAUAUCAGCCCAGACACUGACGGGCAGAGUCCUGGUGGUGCUUGUCUUUGCCCUCAGCAUCGGAGCCCUUGUAAUAUACUUCAUAGAUUCCUCUGACCCCAUUGAGUCCUGUCAGAACUUCUAUAAAGACUUCACGCUACAGAUUGACAUGGCUUUCAACGUCUUCUUCCUCUUGUACUUCGGUCUACGGUUUAUUGCAGCCAAUGACAAGCUGUGGUUCUGGCUGGAGGUGAACUCAGUGGUGGACUUCUUCACUGUUCCCCCGGUGUUCGUGUCCGUUUAUCUCAACAGGAGCUGGCUUGGCUUGAGGUUUUUAAGGGCGUUAAGGUUGAUACAGUUCUCAGAAAUCUUACAGUUUUUGAACAUAUUAAAAACAAGCAAUUCCAUAAAACUGGUGAACUUAUGUUCAAUCUUCAUAAGUACAUGGCUAACAGCGGCAGGCUUCAUACAUCUGGUGGAAAACUCAGGGGAUCCUUGGGAAAACUUCCAAAAUUCCCAAGCACUUUCCUACUGGGAAUGUGUCUACUUACUCAUGGUUACUAUGUCCACUGUGGGCUAUGGAGACGUGUAUGCAAAAACCACCCUGGGACGACUUUUCAUGGUCUUCUUCAUCCUUGGUGGUUUGGCCAUGUUUGCGAGCUACGUCCCUGAAAUCAUAGAGUUAAUAGGAAACCGCAAGAAAUAUGGUGGUUCCUAUAGUGCGGUUAAUGGGAGAAAGCACAUCGUGGUCUGUGGUCAUAUAACACUUGAAAGUGUGUCCAACUUCCUUAAAGACUUCCUACACAAGGACAGGGAUGAUGUCAAUGUAGAAAUUGUUUUUCUCCAUAAUAUUUCCCCUAAUCUUGAGCUGGAAGCCUUGUUUAAACGCCACUUCACCCAGGUGGAGUUCUACCAGGGAUCUGUUCUCAACCCACAUGACCUGGCCAGAGUCAAGAUAGAGUCAGCAGACGCCUGUUUGAUCCUAGCUAAUAAAUACUGUGCAGACCCUGAUGCUGAGGAUGCCUCCAACAUCAUGAGGGUGAUAUCCAUCAAGAACUACCACCCAAAGAUCAGAAUCAUUACCCAGAUGUUGCAGUACCACAACAAGGCCCACCUUUUGAACAUUCCCAGUUGGAACUGGAAGGAGGGUGACGAUGCCAUUUGCCUUGCUGAGCUGAAGCUGGGCUUCAUAGCACAGAGCUGUCUGGCUCAGGGCCUGUCCACCAUGCUGGCCAACCUCUUCUCCAUGAGGUCCUUCAUCAAGAUUGAAGAGGACACGUGGCAGAAGUAUUACCUGGAAGGAGUAGCCAAUGAAAUGUACACUGAGUACCUGUCUAGUGCCUUUGUGGGCUUAUCCUUCCCGACCAUUUGUGAGCUCUGCUAUGUGAAGCUGAAGCUGCUACUGAUUGCUAUCGAGUACAAGUCUGAUAUAAGGGAAAGCAGCACCCUCAUCAACCCUGGGAACCAUGUGAAGAUGCAGGAAGGAACCCUGGGGUUCUUUAUCGCCAGCGAUGCCAAAGAAGUAAAGAGGGCACUUUUUUACUGCAAAGCUUGUCACGAUGACAUCACAGAUCCCAAAAGGAUAAAGAAAUGUGGAUGCAAACGAUCAAAAAAUAACUAUAACGGAUAUAUCAAAUCAAUCGAAGAGGAGCAGCAUACGACACUGUCGCCUAAAAAGAAACAACGUAAUGGAAACACAAGGAACUCACCCAACGGUUCACCAAAAAUGAUGAGGCAUGACCCUCUCCUCAUGCCGGGGAACGAACAGAUUGAGAACAUGGACAUGAACGUGAAGAAGUACGACUCCACAGGGAUGUUCCACUGGUGCCAGUCCAAAGACAUCGAGAAGGUCAUCUUGACCAGAAGUGAAGCUGCCAUGACUGUCCUAAGCGGCCACGUGGUCGUCUGUAUAUUUGGAGACGCGAAGUCGGCUUUGGUGGGCCUAAGGAACCUUGUGAUGCCUCUGAGAGCUAGCAACUUCCACUACCACGAGCUGAAACCCAUCGUGUUCGUGGGUUCUCUGGAGUACCUGAAGAGGGAAUGGGAGACCCUUCACAACUUCCCCAAAGUCUCCAUUUUACCUGGCACACCAUUAAGCCGGGCCGAUCUGAGGGCUGUCAAUAUCAACCUCUGUGACAUGUGUGUCAUCCUYUCGGCCAAUCAGAACAAUAUUGACGACGCGUCACUGCAGGACAAGGAAUGCAUCCUGGCGUCACUCAACAUCAAGUCCAUGCAGUUUGACGACAGCAUCGGGGUCUUGCAGGCUAACUCCCAAGGUUUCACUCCUCCAGGCAUGGACAGGUCCUCUCCUGAAAACAGUCCACUUCAUGGGGGGUUGGUCCGACAGGCUUCCAUCACAACAGGAGCCAACAUCCCCAUCAUCACUGAACUAGUGAAUGACUCCAAUGUUCAGUUCCUGGACCAGGAUGAUGAUGAUGACCCUGACACAGAAUUGUACCUCACUCAGCCCUUCGCCUGUGGGACGGCCUUCGCAGUCAGUGUGCUGGAUUCCCUGAUGAGUGCGACAUACUUCAAUGAUAAUAUCCUCACCCUGAUCCGGACGCUGGUAACAGGGGGGGCCACUCCGGAGCUGGAGGGUCUGUUGGCGGAGGAGAACGCAUUACGAGGAGGCUACAGCACGCCGCAGACCCUCGCUAACCGYGACAGGUGUCGUGUGGCACAGCUAGCCUUGUACGACGGGCCUUUCGCUGACUUGGGAGAUGGUGGUUGCUACGGUGACUUAUUUUGUAAAGCUUUAAAAACUUACAACAUGCUGUGCUUCGGAAUUUAUCGAUUAAGAGACGCACAUUUAAACACACAAAGUCAUACAAGUCAAUGCACUAAACGGUAUGUGAUAACCAAUCCGCCAUAUGGUUUUGAGUUGGUGCCAUCAGACCUGAUCUUCUGCCUGAUGCAGUUUGACCACAAUGCGGGUCAGUCCAGGGCCAGCCUCUCCCACAGCUCCCACUCCUCCCAUUCUUCCAGCAAAAAGAGCUCCUCCGUCCAUUCUCUCACUGCCACCAACCGUACCAACCGCGCCAAGAGCAGGGACUCGCGGGACAAACAGAAAAAAGACAUGGUUUACAGAUGAGCCUGAGAACGCGGCCUACCACAGGAACAUUCACAUCAAGCCAAUGAGUACUAGUCACAGUAGUCACACAGCCAACCACCAGGUCAACCAGAACCCUUACAAAUCCACCAACAACCAUAUUCCAUCCAUCAGAGAGGUGGAGGACGAAUGCUGAACUACAGAACCCCAUGUUGACACCUACAGUAGAACCCACCUGUAGAACACCUGGGGAAAACACUUGGAACUAGAAACCAAGAACAUCUAGAACCCACCUAGAGAACACAUGGAAGUACACCUAGAACCCGUGGAACUGGAACCUGAAGAACACCUUAAAGCUAGAAUCUUUAGUUGCUUUAAUGAUAUAUACCCAUUGAAUCUUGAAGAAUAUAACUUAAACUUGCCU